This is a messenger RNA of Babesia sp. Xinjiang, 687 nucleotides long. It is a transcript of the gene rbm42, whose product is annotated as RNA-binding protein 42. Bases 1 to 687 code for a protein of 228 amino acids. The transcript has a single exon. Lineage: Eukaryota; Apicomplexa; Aconoidasida; Piroplasmida; Babesiidae. The record is from RefSeq and is a predicted model, not a curated record. Gene Ontology annotation, molecular function: mRNA binding.
AUGGGUUGUCCAACUACUAAUGUUGAGCCGCCUUUCGUGAGCCCCAAUGAAAGUGUCAUCAAUAAAAUAUCGGAUGAGGAGGCUGCCCGUAUGGGUAGCCGUAUGGCGGUGGGAGUUAAGGGCAGCGGACGUAUUCACCUGCGAAAGGCAGCAGGCAAUGUGUGGAAUGACCCUACGCUCGAUGACUGGCCACAAAAUGAUUACCGCAUCUUUUGCGGCGAUUUGGGCAACGAGGUAACAGAUGACGUACUAGCGAGCGCAUUCAAAAAAUACCCGUCGUUUCAACGCGCACGUGUUAUCAGGGAUCGCAAUUCAGGAAAGAGCAAGGGAUACGGGUUUGUAUCCAUGAUGAGCCCAGACGACAUGUUGGCGGCUUUGAACGAAAUGAAUCACAAAUUCGUGGGAAAUCGUCCAAUUCGCGUGAUGCGUAGUAAAUGGAGGGACAGGGAUAUAGGUUCCUCGAAAAACAGACAAUCAGCGGCCUUAUAUCAAAUGACGGCUGAUAAUUCCAAGACUCUGCGCAAGUUUAAAAAAUUGGGUAAGACAGUCACCGGUGGCAAAAAGGCCAAUUUGGUGUACGAGCCCAAAACAUUCAAGAGGAACAAGAUAUACCUCAGUACCGGCGUGGCUAACAGAUUCGACAAUAGAUCACGUCUUUCUCAUGAUCACUUGUUGGAUAACAUCUAG